GCCCGGACCCGGGCGCGGCCGCCAGUCCAUAGCUACCCGCCUCGUGCCGCGCAGCUCCCCUACCCUCCCCUCCCGUCCCCGUCAUAAAAUCUUCGUCACCCGUCUGCUCGGCUACUAACUCGCCAGUGGAAGUGUCAGCGGCCUCCCCACGCACCCGGCCGCGCCUCCCAAUCACGGGCAAAAGCCGCACCCCGCCGUCUCCGCCCACUGAUCUGACCACCGUCGCUGCACCAGAUCUGACGAGCCGAGCCUCCACUCGCUCGACCGCUCAUUGCUACCGCGGGAGCUAGCUCAGCUGCUCCAAUCCGCCCGCGAGGCCGCGGAGCUAUUACCACCGCCGCGGGCCAGGGCAAUGCGGGGCGCGGUGGGCGGGGCAUGGUAGGCAGCGCCGGGCCGGAGUACCGGGAUGGAGGCCGUCGGCGGCGGGGAGGGGCGGAAGCGGGCCCGGGUGAAGGAGGCGGACGCUGAGGACCCCGGGUCGGGGGCCAAGCGGCGGAUGGCGACGCCGUGGGCCCAGCAGCACCCGUCCUCGCGGAUCUACCGCGUCUCGCGCGCCUCGGGGGGCAAGGACCGCCACAGCAAGGUGUACACGGCCAAGGGCAUCCGCGACCGCCGCGUCCGCCUCUCCGUCGCCACCGCCAUCCAGUUCUACGACCUGCAGGACCGCCUCGGCUACGACCAGCCCAGCAAGGCCAUCGAGUGGCUCAUCAAGGCCGCCGCCGCCGCCAUCGACAAGCUCCCCUCGCUCGACGUCGCCGCCGGCUUCCCCUCCCACCCUGCAUCCGCCAAGGAGCCGCCGGCGGAUGCGGCGCCGGAAGGCGCCGCCGACCAAGGGACGCUGCAGCAGCAGCUCACGAGAUCGGGGUGCAGCAGCACGUCCGAGACCAGCAAGGGCUCCGUGCUCUCGCUCUCCCGCUCCGAGAGCCGGGUCAAGGCGAGGGAGCGCGCGCGCGAGCGGAGCGCCGCCACGAGGGACAAGGACAAGGAGCCCGGCGACGACGAGGCCACAGGAAGACGCGCUGCGGCCACCACCUCAGCGCAGGCUGCUUCCUUCACCGAGCUGCUCACGGGGAUGGCUGCGUCCGCCGCCCCCACCGUUGCCGAGCACAAGCAGCAGCAGUCGUCCUCCUGGCAGCCGAUGGCUGUCUCCGCGACCGCCGACUACAUCGGGUUCGCACAGCCUCGGAAAGCCGGGCACGCGAUGGCGCACGCCUUCGCCUCCCCUGCUUCCCAUCUCGGCAACAUUGCGCCGAUCGCCAUGACGUCGGCGCAGCACUUCGGCCUGGCGGGUGGUGCCGUCACCGUCGCCUCAAGCUGCGGCGAGCCGCACGCAGAGAUGACGCAGUUCUCGUUCUUGCAGGACCACUUCAUGCCCGUCCAUGCUGCGGCGGCGUCGGGUCCAGCCGUAGACUACAACCUCAACUUCUCCAUGUCCUCGGGUCUUGUGGGUGUCAACAGUAGGGGAACCCUUCAGUCCAAUUCGCAGCCGCACAUCUCCGGCCACCACCACCACCACCAGCAGCAGCUCCAGAGGCUGUCCACUCCAGUCGACGCUCCAAACAUACCCUUUCUGUUCAGCCCGGCCGCCGCGGUGACCACGCCCACCACGGCCGAGAGCCAGUUCGCCGCUGCGUUCCAGCUCUGGGAUGGGUUCCGGCACUCCGACAUGAAGGAGAAGAGCAAGCACUAAUCAAGAUCUGCUCAAUGCAGAGCUUUUCUGGAUGGUAAGGAUGUGAAGACAUCAAAUAAUUGCAACCUAUUCCUGCGAGCACUAUCCAUUGCUUGAAGCUGCCAUAAGUGCAUUGGGGAUGAUUCCCCGCAUUCUUGGAAGCAGACCAUCCUUCAGACAUCUACUCUGGUCAUUACAGAACCUCAUUGUCGUCACUCUGACAACCUUCUGUCUUUUUUUUUCUGCCUGCUGUUGUUGUAUUCAUUUCGUGGAGGUGUGAUUUUUGGAGCAAGACCUGCUGGAGUGCCCUAUCAAAAGCCACUGUAAUCCUUUCCAUUCCAAACUAUCAAUGGAUGGAUGCGGCCCUUGAUCGGCACUUUAUAAUUUCAGGGGUCAUUUAUCCCUGAUAUUUUUAUGGUUCUCGGUUGUGUGUUGUGCGAGAAGAGAACUCAUGAUCCAAUCUAUCAGAUGAAGUCAUCUGCCGUCAAGUCUGUUCCCCUGUUGUGUGCUGAAUACCAUGCUCUACUGAGAGUCCGAGAUGUAGAAUUAUUUUUUCUGCAGUGAUUAUUUUGUAUU
Messenger RNA from Phragmites australis (common reed), 2245 nucleotides. Its product is annotated as transcription factor PCF6-like. Gene Ontology annotation, biological process: regulation of secondary shoot formation. The coding region runs from base 407 to 1690 and encodes 427 amino acids. Lineage: Eukaryota; Viridiplantae; Streptophyta; Magnoliopsida; Poales; Poaceae. Gene Ontology annotation, molecular function: DNA-binding transcription factor activity; sequence-specific DNA binding. Gene Ontology annotation, cellular component: nucleus. The transcript is spliced from 2 exons. The record is from RefSeq and is a predicted model, not a curated record.